GGAAUCAAACCUGGGACCCUUGAGUCCGCAGGCCAAUGCUCUAUCCACUGAGCCAAACACGUUAGGGCUGGCGGUCUUGUAAACAAGAAUUCAUUCUUCCUCUGACAGUUAUUGUUUUGUAUUUAAUUUUGUCUAUAAUUUUAAUAAAUUAGAGCUUUUUUUACACAACUAUCUUGGUUUAAUGAGUAUCACAAAAUGGUUCUUUUGGAACAAGUGUACAUGUUUAAUGAAAUUAUAACUGUCAGUAAAAGUCUUUCCAUCUCCCAUUACUACCAGAGUACAUAUAAUGGAGACAGAAGUUAUCAAUGGAAUGAAAAUUGGAAAAAAUUUAAGCAAGAGUCAUAUCUUAAUCAUCAGAGAAGCGAGUUUGCAGAGGAGCAUUAUAAAAGUGGAAGAGUCUGUUACCCAAGGUGCAAUCACAAAAUACGUGAGGUUAUUCCUAUUGUAGAUAUGAUACACAAAGGAAAUAAAUCUGUCCAGUCUUUUCAACAGUCUUCAAAUUACGCUGAACAAGAGAAUAUUCAUCCUGGGGAGAAAGCUGACAAAUGGAAUCCUCGUGUUAUAAUCUCCAGUCAAAUAUUCAAGAAAAAAAUCCACAGUGGAAAAAAAUCUUAUAAAUGUAGAGAAUGUGGUAAAGAAUUCCUUUCUGUCUCAAACCUGAAUCGACAUCAGAAAAUUCAUAAUGGAGAGAAACAUUACAUGAGAGAAUGUGGCAAAGCCUUUAUAUCGUUCUCACACCUUACUACGCAUCAGAGAGUUCAUACUGGAGAGAAGCCUUAUAAAUGUAGAGAAUGUGGCAAAGCCUUCAGCGAAUCCUCCUCUCUUAAUAGACAUCAGAGAAUUCAUACAGGAGAGAAACCUUAUAAAUGUAGAGAAUGUGGCAAAGCCUUUACUGGUUACUCCUCUCUUCAUCAUCAUCGGAGAGUUCAUACUGGAGAGAAGCCGUAUAAAUGCAGAGAAUGUGGCAAAGCCUUUGGUGCUUCCUCCUCUCUUAAUCAACAUCAGAGAGUUCAUACUGGAGAGAAGCCUUAUAAAUGUAGAGAAUGUGGCAAAGCCUUUACAUCUUCCUCCUCCCUUAAUCGACAUCAGAGUGUCCAUACUGGAGAGAAGCCUUUUAAAUGUAGAGAAUGUGGUAAAGCCUUUAGACGGUCCUCACAACUUGGUAAGCAUAAGAAAGUUCAUAUUGGAGAGAAGCCACAUGAAUGAAGAGAAUGUAGCACAUCCAUUGGCAGCUCCUCAAACCUUACUGCACAUCAGAGAGGUCAUACUGGAUAGGAGCCUUAUAAAUGUAAGCAUGUAACAAAGCCUUUAAUCAGUAUUUUUGCCUUAUUGUACAGAAGAGUUCAUACUUGAGAGAAGUAUUACAGAUAUGUGAAGUGUCAUAAUCCUUGACCAGCAGUGAGAACUUACUGAACAUCACAGAAUUCUGACUGUGAACAAGCCUUAUGAAUGUGAAAAAGUAAAGCCUUUGAAAUCCAUUCAUAUAUUACAAUACAUGGGAGACUUCAUACUGAAGGAGAAACCUUUAACAUGCAGAGCAUGUGCAAGAUCCUAUACCUAUAGAUGUAAUGGAUAUCGGAUUCUUAUAGUGGGGAAAAGCUUUAAACUAUAAAAAUGUGAGAAAGCACUGACUGGCUUGCCUCAGUGGUUUAGCUUAGAUGUAUGAACCAGGAGGUCAGGGUGCAAUUCCUGCUCAGGGCACAAGCCCCAGUUGGGGGCUCAAUUCCAGGUGUGGGUCAUACAGGAUCCAGCCGAUCAGUGAUUCCCUCUCAUCAUUGAUGUCUCUAUAGCCCCAUCUCUUUUCCUGUCUGUGCUAUAAUAAUGGCAUCUAAACUUCUUCCUCCCCCACAUCAGCCCUUCAGGCCCCUGUAGCUUCUGUUCAGUACUUUGGAAUUUUACUAAUGAUGUAACUGACAUCAGAAUUUGACAAAUAUAUAACUUUACAUUCAUGAAAUAGGAACCCACCAUUCUAUUUUUAGCAGGAUUCUAAAGUUUUGAAUAUUAUUAAUUUUUGGAAUAUAAUAAAUUGGCUUCUGUGUACUUUA
Messenger RNA from Myotis myotis, 2045 nucleotides. Its product is annotated as zinc finger protein 239-like. NCBI's taxonomy places the organism in Eukaryota, Metazoa, Chordata, Mammalia, Chiroptera, Vespertilionidae. The record is from RefSeq and is a predicted model, not a curated record. Gene Ontology annotation, biological process: regulation of DNA-templated transcription. Gene Ontology annotation, molecular function: DNA-binding transcription factor activity, RNA polymerase II-specific; RNA polymerase II cis-regulatory region sequence-specific DNA binding.